This is a messenger RNA of Acanthosepion pharaonis, 804 nucleotides long. The record is from the annotation of a GenBank genome assembly. Lineage: Eukaryota; Metazoa; Mollusca; Cephalopoda; Sepiida; Sepiidae.
AUGUCUCACAGCAAAUAUUAUCCGAUAACAAAAAGAGCUAAAUUGAUGAGAGUUACGCGUCCGACCACAAUCCAUGAAAAAGUAAGGCGGUGUAAGUCUGUUCAUAUCUAUCUAUCUAUCUAUCUAUCUAUCUAUCUAUCUAUCUAUCUAUCUAUCUAUCUAUCUAUCUAUCUCAGUGUGUCGCAAAUCAUACAAAACAUACAUAUUAUCUGUGUUUUUAUAUCUAUCUAUUCAUAUCUAUCUAUCUAUCUAUCUAUCUAUCUAUCUCUGUUUUUAUAUCUACCCCACGAGCUAGCUAUCUAUCUAUCUGUUUUUAUAUCUAUCUAUCUUUGUCGCUCUCUCUCUCUCUCUAUCCAUUUCAGUCUCUUAUCUAUCUAUCUAUCUAUCUAUCUAUCUAUCUAUCUAUCUAUCUAUCUAUCUAUCUAUCUAUCUAUCUAUCUCUCUGCCACACUAUCUAGCUAUCUAGCUGUGUUUUUAUAUCUAUCUUUGCCCCUCUCUCUCUCUCUAUGUAUCUAUUUCAGUCUCUUAUGUAUGUAUGUAUGUAUGUAUGUAUGUAUCUAUCUAUCUAUCUAUCUAUCUAUCUAUCUAUCUAUAUACCUUGCUUCCGCAUCAUCUUCAUCCGCCAUUUCUCGUGUCUACCAUUUCGCCAUCAUCCGCACCCCCACUUUUACUACGAUCCCCGCCCCGGUCUUUACCAUUUAUUCAUCUCUUAGAUUUUUUUGUCUUCAUUAUCAGCAUUUUUCUCUUGAUUUCCUAUGGGCUCCCCCCCCCACCGCCAUCACCGGUCGUCUACUUACACAUUAA